AUGCCCGUAGAGCCCUCGCGAAGACUCCCAGAAUCCGAACUACGAAUCGAGAAAUGCACUCCCCAAGAUGCGGAGAAGAUCGCAGAAGGCCUCUACCUCUGCUUCCCAGACGACUGGUGGGCCAAAAAGGAGCCCCCGGAAAUCCGCCCAGCCGGCGAGAACAGCCUACAAAUCCGGACUCAGCGCAUGGCUCAACGACUAACCCCCGCCAUCACCGAUCCCCACCAUUGCUUCAUGAAAGCCGUCUACACCCCCACCGGCGAAACCGUAGGAAUAGCCGGCUGGACGCUCCCCACCAACCCCUCCGCGCACAACCUCUUCCGGCGUAGUGCCGCCGAUCAUUAUGGUUGGAAAGAGAAGCAAGGCUGGACUGACGAAGAGCUCGACGAGAUGUGGUCGCACGUCAGCCCCGAGAACUGGAGCGAGCGAUUCGCCAAAGAUGAUGAGAUUAGGAGGGAGGCUACGGGCGGGGAGAGGCAUUGGUAUCUUGCACCAUUGCUUACGUGGCCGGAGUGGCAGGGCAGGGGCGUGGGGAAGAAGUUGAUGGAGUGGGCGUUGAAGCAGGCGGAUAGUACGGAGCCAAAGACGUUGAUGUAUCUGGAGAGUAGGCCGAGUGCACGGGCCGUUUAUAUGCAUCUGGGGUUCGUGCCGUGCGGAGAGUAUAAUAUGCUGAGGAGGGGACCGAAGGUUGUCAGGGGCUUGGAGACGGAAGAGGAGAGAGAGAAGACCGGGCUUUGCAAAACUGGUGUCCCGGCAAAGGAUACUCAGGCUGGUCUUCAAGAUUAA
Molecule: messenger RNA, 786 nt
Organism: Alternaria rosae
Lineage: Eukaryota; Fungi; Ascomycota; Dothideomycetes; Pleosporales; Pleosporaceae
Product: acyl-CoA N-acyltransferase
Exons: 2
Coding region: 1-786 (261 amino acids)
Molecular function (GO): acyltransferase activity, transferring groups other than amino-acyl groups
Source: RefSeq, a predicted model, not a curated record